Messenger RNA from Penicillium cataractarum, 2019 nucleotides. RefSeq names its product magnesium transporter CorA family protein. Bases 1 to 2019 code for a protein of 672 amino acids. Gene Ontology annotation, biological process: magnesium ion transmembrane transport; intracellular magnesium ion homeostasis. Gene Ontology annotation, cellular component: plasma membrane. Gene Ontology annotation, molecular function: magnesium ion transmembrane transporter activity. The record is from RefSeq and is a predicted model, not a curated record. Lineage: Eukaryota; Fungi; Ascomycota; Eurotiomycetes; Eurotiales; Aspergillaceae. The transcript has a single exon.
AUGUCCAGCAGCCACCGUUCCGAGAAGGACGUGUGCCUGACCCGGUACAGUACUCCUGUUCCCGAGCUGGAUGACCACCGCUUCCAUAUGAACGCCGUGAAUACCCCGCGCAUCGAGGCCCCGCAAGAAGAGCCAUUGAGCCGCCAGAACACCGCUGCUCAGCAAGGACCGAGAGGCGAAUUGAUGCCCGAUCGUCCCGACCUGUUGCAGGUGCAAGAUGCCCUGCGCGAAGGCGCUCCCGUCUUUCGAGACUUUGAACAAGCAGUGAUCGACGACGAUCGCUCGGAGCAUGACGUAGCUGGAAUGGGCCGACGCUUCUCGGUCGAUCCCACGGCGAAUUUCCACACGCCUCGCCGUAUCAGCUGCGCCCAGCAGGAACUGGCAGGAGGGAAUUUGUCCCGCAGUUCUUCUGUCUCGGCGCGUUCGUCUUCGCCGCCCAACUCAGUCGAUGCUUUUGCGGACCCUCGUCGGCGCGAGCGUGCCAACACUUUGGAAAGCCAUGCGCCCCCAGAUCUGGAGGCUUUGCUGCAACGUACUGUUUCGGGAGGCACCCACGCGCGCCGUCCGACUUUCAGCAACGCCAGUGCCAUCCGUCCCCCGCCCGGUGACAUCUCCGUGUGUGCGCCGGAGGAGCCCGGUGUGCCAAUUACCUAUGACGAGCCCGGCCGUAUCCCGGUCAUCGACUAUGAGGAACUGGAGGAGUUUGUGGCUCUGAACCAGCAAACCAAUAUUGCUACGGGCAACAACAAUUGCCGCCGCAAGCAUAGCCUGAGCUCGCAGAGCAAGAAGCCUCGCAUCUUUUACGAUCUGCGUCAGGGUGUGAAGAGUCCUGGUUUGGAGGAAUUCAAGACGGCCGAUUCGGCCGAUUCGUCGGAUACUUGCGAGGUGUGUGAAGAGGUGGAUGAGAAGAGACCCAGCAAUGUACUGGACGAGAAGGAGCUGGUUGAGACCCUGCCCAACAUCAAUGAGCCCAUGCGAUUUGGGUUCUUCUCGUCCGAGUCGCAGACCACCGUGCACGCGGCUGAAUUGGGUGAUUUGGUGCUCCCCGGUGACAGCUUCCGUGACCUGUUCCAGCUGGGCCCCGAGGGUGGUGUGUGGUGGUUGGAUGUGGUCAAUCCUACGGAGGCGGAGCUCGGUGCCAUCUCGCGAGCGUUCUCGAUCCACCCGCUGACCACGGAGGAUAUCCUGACACAGGAGGCGCGCGAGAAGGUGGAACUGUUCAAGCAGUACUACUUUGUCUGUUUCCGCACUUUCUAUCAGAUGGACAAGACUAGCGAGGAGUUCCUGGAACCGGUCAACUUUUACAUGGUGGUGUUCCGGGAUGGAGUGCUGACUUUCUCCUUCGAGGAGAACCCGCACGCCUCCAACGUGCGCAAGCGUAUUGGUAAGCUGCGCGACUACGUCUCGCUCAGUAGCGACUGGAUUUGUUAUGCCAUGAUCGACGACAUUGUCGAUAGUUUCGGUCCCGUUAUUCGGGAUGUCGAGCUCGAGUCCGAGGCGAUCGAAGACCAUGUGUUCAUCGCGCGCGUCGACGACUUUGAGUCCUUCCUGCCACGCAUUGGCGGUCUCCGCAAGAAGGUUAUGAGUCUCAUGCGUCUGCUGGGUGGCAAGGCGGACGUUAUUCGUGGUUUCUCCAAGCGAUGCAACGAGCAGUACUCGGUUACGCCUCGCGGCGACAUCGGACUGUAUCUGGGUGACAUUCAGGAUCACGUGGUGACCAUGAUGUCCAACUUGGCUCAUUUUGAGAAGAUGCUCAGCCGCUCGCACACCAACUACCUGGCUCAGCUGAAUGUGACCAACCUCGUGCUAGGCAACCAUGUCAACAAGGUGCUGAGCAAGGUCACGUUGAUCGCGACUAUCCUAGUCCCGAUGAACUUGAUCUGUGGUCUUUUCGGUAUGAACGUUAAUGUGCCGGGUAAGAACGCCGACGGCCUGGGAUGGUUCUUUGGUAUUCUGGGCGUGAUGGGAGCCAUUGUGGUUUUCAGUAUGUGCCUGGCGAGGUGGCAGAAGCUGGUCUAA